Messenger RNA from Plasmopara halstedii, 2121 nucleotides. Its product is annotated as trna guanosine-2-o. Gene Ontology annotation, molecular function: protein heterodimerization activity. Bases 1 to 2121 code for a protein of 706 amino acids. Lineage: Eukaryota; Oomycota; Peronosporomycetes; Peronosporales; Peronosporaceae. Gene Ontology annotation, biological process: tRNA methylation; DNA-templated transcription initiation. The transcript has 10 exons. The record is from RefSeq and is a predicted model, not a curated record.
AUGGAAUCCGGGAAUGGCGCUGAGCAACUCUCUCGCGCCAUUCAACGCAGGCGUCGUAAGCAGACUAAAAUCAAAGCGAAUGAUGACGGUCAGUGGGGCCGCUGCAUGUUCAAAGUGCUGCGAAAAAAGCGUUAUUGCAACAUUGCAAGAGUUCCGGGCUCGCUCUUCUGCGGCAAUCACCUACCUGAAAGCGACGUGCUGUCAUGCAAGAAAUCGCAAAAGUUUAAAUUUUCUACACGUCGUCGUGUGCCAUGUCCGGUAGACAAAUCGCAUACGGUCUACGAGUACGAUCUGGCCAAGCACGUACAAAUCUGUAAUCGCGUUAAAGACGCUGAUGUCAUGAAAAAUCUGCCAUUCUACAGUCACAACAUUAAUUCUGGCUUGCAUAGCAUUGACAAGAAAGAAAAAACUUUCGAAGAGGAAGUGGAUGAGAAUGGACACUUGAAUUUGUCAGCUAAGGUGCAACAAAGCAUUAUUGACCGGCUGCAAGCUAUAGAUUUUGCAAAUCUACGAUCACGGAUUGAAGUGGCUUAUGCGUCGUGUGUUGGUGAAUUGGCGUCCGAGCACUUACAUCAUAAUUGCUGUGAUGAACUUUUUGAAACGAAAAAAACAUCUGGAUCUUCGAAUAGCGUGUUACGGCAUAUAAAGCAGCAAGCAUCGAUAAUUGGACAUAUGGAUAAAGUAAAAUUGUUGGCGAACCCAGAUUCGGCUUUUGUGGAGCUUGGAGCAGGAAGAGGGUUGUUGUCUUUGGCACUGGCUCAGACGUACCCAGAUAGUCUUUUCGUGCUGAUUGAUCGGGCGCACACACGAGGCAAGGCUGAUCACUUUAUUGGUAGAAACGGUAUGAACGAUGUAGCCUCAAAAAAAUCCCCGACUACAUUGCGCGCAAAGAUCGACAUUCGACAUCUUAAUUUUGCCGGUAUGCAAGAGAUUUCGAACAAACCUGUCAUUUGCAUGUCAAAGCAUUUGUGUGGUGUAGCAACAGAUCUAUCGCUUCGAGCUAUCACGCAGACGCUGCCUGAAACUGACAGCGAUAUUAGUAACCUGUCAAAAGACGCACCGGCUUCUGUCAACACUAGAUUCAAAGGAUUGGCGAUUGCACUCUGCUGCCAUCAUGUUUGCACGUGGGGGGACUACGUGAACCCCGAAUUCUUUCUGACUUAUAACUUCAAGCCUGAGGAGUUUGAGCUGCUUACAUGCAUGACGUCUUGGACAACUUGCGGAAUGGGCCUCAAAGGCGACGCGGUGAAGCACAUUCUUGGCAUAAGCAAAGACGAACGUGCAGAACUCGGAAGAAAAUGCAAACGUAUUAUUGAUGCCGGUCGUGCGGCUUAUUUGGCACAAUUCCAGUUAAAAACUCGACUUGUCCACUUACAGUAUAAUAUUAAAAAAAUACUGCUUUUCCGUGAGCAGACUCUUUUAAGCGAUGGUGCAAAUGCUACUCCCUUUUACAUUUCGGCAGAAUUGUCGUCACUUCUUGACAUGUUAAUGUUUUUCGGCAUUACUGACGGAUUUUUACAAGGCACAAUGGGCAUUAAUGCUAUGGGAAAGAAGCGCUUCCACGAGGAUGAAGGAGAUGCUUGCAAGCGCGGCGAGGGGAUCAAUGUGCAGCCGUUAGAUGUUCUUUCCAUGCAGCAAUUACUGAUAUCCAUGAGCGCCGAUAAAUACGAGCCUCGCGUUAUAGCGCAGCUUCAUGAGUUUGUUCACCGCUAUGUGACUGAGAUUCUUGUAGAUGCUCAAGAAUAUUCGAUGUACGCGGAUAAGCAGACGGUUGAUUCAGACGACGUUCGUCUCGCUAUUCAAUCGAGGCUCAACCACCACUACGCUCAAGUACCGUCUCGUGAGCUGAUGAUGGAGCUGGCAGAAAAGCGGAACUGCAUUCCACUGCCACCAAUUUCAAAUGAGUACGGUGUGAGACUUCCACCUCUGCAGCAUCAACUCGUGACGAAGGAGUGUGAUCGACAGGAUGUGAAAGCGCCGAACACGCCUCGUCUUGGAGAUAUGUCAAGCCCUGGCACGGGUCUGAGAGGCAAUACUUCCAGACCGCCUGUACAUCCGCACAUUGAAGGCACGCGCAACAAGAAAUUGAGCGAAAAAAUGAUUCUCGUACCGUCUGACUAA